This is a messenger RNA of Penicillium argentinense, 2367 nucleotides long. RefSeq names its product ATP-binding cassette permease mdr2 (gene mdr2). Bases 1 to 2367 code for a protein of 788 amino acids. The transcript has 3 exons. NCBI's taxonomy places the organism in Eukaryota, Fungi, Ascomycota, Eurotiomycetes, Eurotiales, Aspergillaceae. Gene Ontology annotation, biological process: transmembrane transport. Gene Ontology annotation, molecular function: ABC-type oligopeptide transporter activity; ATP binding; ATP hydrolysis activity. The record is from RefSeq and is a predicted model, not a curated record. Gene Ontology annotation, cellular component: membrane.
AUGCGCGGUGUUCGGCUACCGGCCUGGGCGCCGGGUGUCUGCCCUCGGCCGACUGUCCGACAGAGCGCUGUCCUGCGCCAGGUCUUUCCACAAUCGAAUCGAGCAGUCAACCAAUCUAGCGACUUCAAUGGCGCCAAACGACUGUUUUCAAAUUCCUGCGGAAUCAUUCGUGACACCCCCGGUGCUUUUCUCCGGUCAACUGAGGUUCCGUUUUCGCUUCGCCGGAAUGGCCUCCAAUAUACCCCGUCAGCGUCUCGUAUAAUUUCACAAACCAGACUUCUAUCCUCCGCCUCUCGUCUUCUCCAAGCGCAACCGCCGUCUCAAUCCUCGAACACGCCCAAGACCAACAACAAUGUAACCUCGGAAGCGGAGAAGAAGGAGGAAGAAGAAGGAUUUGAACUCUCGGAGCGUGCCGCGCAAGCUGCGCAGGUCAACCUGCGGGCCAAGCUGGCGAAGGAUGGCUCCUCGGGCAAGAAGUCAGGUUUUGCGGAAAUCUGGCGAUUGUUCAAGAUUGCUCGACCGGAAACUAAGGCUCUCAGUUUUGCGUUCUUCUUCCUGCUGGUCUCCUCGUCUAUCACGAUGUCAAUUCCCUUCUCGAUCGGUAAAAUCAUGGACACAGCUACCAAGAGCAUUGAAGAGGGUGGUGGCCAACUGUUUGGCUUGAGCAUGCCCAUGUUCUACACUGCUCUGGGUGGAAUUCUCAUGGUCGGUGCUGCUGCCAACUACGGUCGUAUCAUCAUUCUUCGAAUCGUUGGUGAGCGUAUUGUCGCUAGACUGCGCUCCAAGCUUUUCCGCCAGACUUUCAUCCAAGAUGCCGAGUUCUUCGAUGCCAACCGAGUCGGUGACUUGAUUUCUCGCUUGAGUUCGGACACGAUCAUCGUGGGUAAGAGUAUCACUCAGAACCUGUCGGAUGGUCUUCGCGCCGGCGUCAGCGGCUUUGCCGGCUUUGGUUUGAUGGCAUACACGAGCUUGAAGCUGUCCAGUAUCUUGGCACUUUUGCUGCCCCCAAUUGGAUUGGGUGCUCUGUUCUAUGGACGUGCGAUCAGAAACCUCAGUCGCAAGAUCCAGAAGAACCUCGGUUCCUUGACAAAGAUCGCCGAAGAACGACUGGGAAAUGUGAAGACCAGUCAGUCUUUUGCGGGCGAAAUUCUCGAAGUCAACCGGUACAACAAUCAAGUCCGCAAGAUCUUCAACCUCGGCAAGCGGGAAUCUUUGAUUAGUGCGACAUUCUUCAGUUCGACCGGUUUGAUGGGUAAUAUGACGAUCCUGAGUCUGCUCUAUGUUGGAGGUGGCAUGGUUCAAUCUGGUGCCAUCAGUAUCGGAGAGUUGACCUCUUUCCUGAUGUACACCGCAUAUGCCGGCUCCAGCAUGUUUGGUCUCUCCAGCUUCUACUCUGAGCUAAUGAAAGGUGUCGGUGCCGCCAGUCGCCUCUUCGAAUUGCAAGACCGCCAACCCACGAUCCACCCGACAAAGGGUCUCAAAGUGGAGUCCGCACGCGGCCCGAUCCGAUUUGAGAAUGUUUCCUUCAGCUAUCCGACUCGUCCCGCUGUGAAAAUCUUCAAAGACUUGAACUUUGAGAUCCCUCAGGGAACUAAUGUGGCUAUUGUUGGUCCCUCUGGGGGUGGCAAGUCGACCAUCGCAUCUAUCCUGCUUCGUUUCUACAGCCCCACUGCCGGCCGUGUCUUGAUCAACGGCAAGGAUGUCAGUGGCAUGAAUGCCAAGUCCCUUCGUCGCAAGAUCGGUGUCGUUGCCCAGGAGCCCGUUCUCUUUUCUGGUACCAUUGCCGAUAACAUCUCCUAUGGUCGGCCUCAUGCCACUCGUUCUGAGAUCAUCGCUGCUGCUCGCAAGGCUAACUGCCAGUUCAUAAGUGACUUCCCCGAUGGACUUGACACCCACGUGGGUGCUCGUGGAGCUCAACUGUCUGGCGGACAGAAGCAGCGAAUCGCCAUUGCGCGUGCGCUCAUCAAGGAACCCGAUAUCUUGAUUCUCGACGAGGCCACUUCCGCCCUCGAUGCUGAAUCUGAGACCCUCGUUAACAGCGCGCUGGCGGCUCUUCUGCGUGGUAACAACACGACGAUCAGUAUUGCCCACCGUCUCUCAACGAUCAAGCGCUCGGACACGAUCAUUGUCUUGGGCAACGACGGCACUGUUGCCGAGCAAGGCAGCUACGAAGAGCUCAGCUCUCGCCCCGACGGAGCUUUCACCAAGCUUAUGGAGUGGCAAAUGAGCGGCGGCGAGGCGCAGAACCCCCCAACACGGUCCGUUGAGCCGGACGAGUUGUACAAGCUCCAGAAGGAGACGGAGCCGGAACAAGACUUCGAAGAAGAUGAUGAAGUGGAAGAAUUGAAGUCUGAGAAAAAGGAAUAG